UUCACAGCGGCUGAGAUGAGGUCUGAAGACUUCCACCCACCCCCUUCUCCCUGUGUUCUGACCCGGACCCGACGACAGACAGUCAGCUCUCAACUUUCGGCGCUGAGGGGCGAGGUGGUCUGCAAGCUGCACGCAACGAUGAUCCCCAAGAUCGGCCUGUGCUCCCAGUCCCUGCGGAACAGACGAGUUUUCUCCAGAGCUUUGGCGGUUUUACACGCACCGUGGAGCCGUCAGACCGGAUUACCUGCAGCAAGUCGUGGCAUUCACGUGGACUCUCCGCCCACCAUCCCGACUCUCACCACCAGCUAUGCCCACGGCACGUCUUCCACAACGUUACUCCACUCUACAGUGGGAGAGACCCUGCAGAGGGUUGUGGAGCGCUUUCCUGACAGAGAGGCCAUGGCCUUUCUAGAACAAGGAGUUCGCAAGACCUUUGCACAGUUUCAGGAGGAUGUAGACAAAGCUUCAGCCGGGCUUCUGGCACUCGGACUGACGAAAGGAGACAGGCUCGGCAUGUGGGGACCCAACACUUACGAAUGGAUCCUGUUCCAGUUUGCCACAGCCAAAGCUGGUAUUAUACUUGUUUCUGUGAAUCCAGCGUACCAACUGCAGGAGGCCGAGUAUGCGUUGCGAAAGGUGGGAUGUAAGGCCAUAGUCUGCCAUUCGCAGUUUAAGACUCAGAGGUACUGCGACAUGCUGAGACAGAUUUGUCCAGAGAUCGAGUCGUCCAGCCCAGGAGGCAUCAAGAGUGCCAGACUGCCAGACCUCCGCUCUGUGAUAGUUCUGGAUAGUCGCCAACCAGGAAUGUUCCAUUUUGAUGACGUGAUGCAGGCAGGCAGCAGCCAGUACGUCCAGCAGCUUCACGAUCUGCAGAAGAAACUCUCCUUUGACGACCCAAUAAACAUCCAGUUCACUUCGGGCACGACGGGGGCUCCAAAGGGUGCUACCUUGUCUCAUUUCAACAUCGUCAACAAUGCCUACACUGUAGGCAAAAGAGUGGGAUUCAUCUGGAGGCCCCACACCCGUGUGUGUCUACCUGUGCCGCUGUACCACUGCUUCGGAUCUGUGGGUGGUGGGAUGUGUAUGGCCGUGCACGGCAUCUCCCUGGUGUUUCCCUCUGCGGGGUACGACGGAAAGGCCAACCUGGCAGCUAUGGAGAGUCAAAGGUGCACGUUCGUCUACGGCACCCCCACCAUGUAUGUUGAUAUGAUCAACCAACCGGACCUGGCUAAAUAUGACCUGUCAUCAGUUCAUACAGGCAUCAUGGCCGGUUCUCCUUGUCCUCCAGAAGUUGUGAAGCAGGUCAUUUCCGUGAUGGGCAUCAAGGGAAUCACAAUUGGAUACGGAACCACAGAGAACAGCCCUGUGACCUUCUGCGCUAAUCCGGGAGACAACUUGGAGAGGAAGUCGGAGACAGUGGGCUUCAUCAUGGACCACUUGGAGGCUAAGAUAGUGAACCCUAGCACAGGACAGCUGCUUCCUCUGGGGGAGAUGGGGGAGAUUAUGAUCCGAGGCUACUGUGUGAUGCUGGGGUACUGGGCGGAUCCGGACAAAACAAACGAGUGCAUCACUGAAAGCGGCUGGUACAAAACUGGAGACAUCGGCAGCAUGGACGCGUACGGCUACUGCAAGAUCGAUGGCAGGAUUAAAGACAUGAUCAUCAGAGGAGGAGAGAACAUUUACCCAGCUGAGAUCGAACAGUUCCUCCACACACACCCCAAAAUCAAGGAGGCACAGGUGGUCGGAGUUCAGGAUGCUCGUAUGGGUGAAGAGGUCUGCGCCUGCAUCAAGCUGGUGGACGGACAGGAGUGCACUGCAGAAGAAAUCAAAGCUUACUGCAAGGGCCAGAUUUCUCACUUCAAGAUCCCUCGUUACGUACUUUUUGUCACCAGCUACCCGCUCACCAUCACUGGAAAGAUCCAAAAGCACAAACUACGCAUUGAGGCUGAGAAGCUGCUGGGACUGGAGAAGGGAAAAUGAGACGGCUUCUCACUUUGUGCACAAAGAGAAUUCAGACUGUAUAUCAUGCAUCAGAAAUGCUGACUGGCAGUUCACAUCCACCAUCGGAACAUCUUAAAAACGUCUUAAGAAAUGCUAACAGAUGGAUGAAGAUGUGUAGCCUCCUGUAACCAAAUGUUAAAGGGCUCAGUGCAGUCAUGUUAUGUAUUCUUGUUACCGUCAACAAAUCAAACCAAAAUGAAUUAAUAAAACAAUAUAUAUAUAUAUUAUUAUCCAAAAACACUAAA
Molecule: messenger RNA, 2246 nt
Organism: Acanthopagrus latus (yellowfin seabream)
Lineage: Eukaryota; Metazoa; Chordata; Actinopteri; Spariformes; Sparidae
Gene: acsf2
Product: acyl-CoA synthetase family member 2
Exons: 17
Coding region: 16-1980 (654 amino acids)
Biological process (GO): fatty acid metabolic process
Molecular function (GO): medium-chain fatty acid-CoA ligase activity
Source: RefSeq, a predicted model, not a curated record